GUUCAAUUUAGUGAGUCGUUUGGUGAAUUAUUCUAUGCAACUCUGUCGUAAGCUAAUUUUGCCAAAAUAUAGUUUUAAGCAUUUGCAUUAAGAAUGUUUUCAUUGUUGCACAAAGAGGAAAAUGCUCACGACAAUGCACUCUGGGCAUGCGCCUGGGGUCGCGACCCGGAGCCGGCUAGUGACGAGGGGGAGGAUGUGGUAGAGGAAGAAAAUCCGUUUGAUUUUGACAAAAAAGAGAAAAAACCAACAGAUUUCAUUGUGACCGGGGGUCUGGACGACCUGGUGAAAGUAUGGGAUGUACGUGAAGAUAAUACACUGAAACUGCGACACAAGCUAAAGGGCCAUGCUCUUGGUGUCGUGUCCGUUGCCGUCAGCUCUGAUGGUCAAACAAUUGCCAGCAGCUCGUUAGACUCCAGCAUGUGCCUUUGGAAUGCCAGGACUGGCGAUAAGAAACAUAUGUUAACAUUCGGUCCAGUUGAUUUAUGGACGGUGGGAUUCUCGCCGUGCAACAAGUAUGUCAUUUCUGGCUUAAAUGAUGGUAAGAUCUCUAUGUACAGCGUGGAAACUGGAAAAGCCGAACAAGUGCUGGAUGCCCAAAAUGGCAAAUACACGCUCAGCAUUGCAUAUAGUCCUGAUGGCAAGUACAUCGCAAAUGGCGCAAUUGAUGGCAUCAUUACCAUCUUCGAUGUGGCUGCUGGCAAAGUAGCGCAAACGCUUGAAGGCCACGCCAUGCCUGUGCGCAGCCUUUGCUUUUCGCCCAACUCCCAAAUGUUGCUAACCGGCUCUGACGAUGGACACAUGAAGCUGUACGAUGUUGCACAUUCCGAUGUGGUUGGUACACUAUCUGGCCACGCCUCCUGGGUGCUGUGCGUCUCUUUCUCGGAGGACGGCAAGCACUUUGCCAGCUCGUCCAGUGAUCGCAGUGUAAAAGUCUGGGAUACAGCGGAGCGAAAAUGUCUGCACACCUUUAACGAGCACACAGAUCAAGUCUGGGGUGUGCGCUACAGCCCUAGCAACGAUAAAGUAAUAUCAGCUUCAGAAGACAAGUCUCUCAACGUUUAUAACUGUCCAUCCAAUGCCAUUGUGUGAUCCAUAAGAAGCGCAGUCGCAGUUUGUAAAAUAAAACAUAGUUUUAAAUU
This is a messenger RNA of Drosophila novamexicana, 1139 nucleotides long. Its product is annotated as WD repeat-containing protein 61. NCBI's taxonomy places the organism in Eukaryota, Metazoa, Arthropoda, Insecta, Diptera, Drosophilidae. Gene Ontology annotation, molecular function: protein binding. Bases 94 to 1089 code for a protein of 331 amino acids. The transcript has 5 exons. The record is from RefSeq and is a predicted model, not a curated record. Gene Ontology annotation, cellular component: Cdc73/Paf1 complex.